UGCUUAUAAAUUGUGGCUGAAAAAUAAGCACUUAUCAAAUGGAAGUGAUUCUGAGAAGCUCUGUCGUUUGCAGUUCAGGCAGAAGUCCCACUAAUUUCUCGUCGGAGGUGCUUGUUUCGUAUAAUUUUCCGGUGAAGAAAAGUAGAAUUCGAGUAUGCUGUUCUCUAUUAGGUAAAGAACAGAAAAUCGUAAAUGGCUUUUCAGCUCAUUCACGAGGUAGGAGAAACGGAUACAAAAAUAUUAUCCACUCACUUUGGUGCCUCGACAAGAGAUUUGUUUUGCAUUUUGGUGGAUUCGUGCUGAAGCCUGAUUGCGUUUCGGGGCUUAGGAAAUUCGAGAAAGCACUACGUGCGGAAAAGUUCAGCAACUUUUUUCCUUCGUUUUCUCUCCGUGUUAUUGUCGGAGUGAUGAUUGUGAUGACACUGAGUGCAGCUGUCACUAAAAGUCCUUCGUGGGCACUUACCGAAGAAAACCUUCUGUUCUUGGAGGCAUGGAGAACACUCGACCGUGCUUAUAUUGAUAAAACUUUCAAUGGGCAGAGUUGGUUUAGGUAUAGAGAAAAUGCGCUCCGCAGUGAACCGAUGAACACGAGAGAAGAGACUUAUGCGGCUAUUAGGAAGAUGGUUUCUACUCUGGAUGACCCUUUCACUCGGUUUUUGGAGCCCCAAAGAUUUAAGAGUCUUCGGUCGGGAACACGAAGUUCUCUUACUGGAGUAGGGAUUUCGAUUGGAUACCCUACAGCAAAAGAUAAAUCAGCCUCCGGUUUGGUGGUUAUUUCAGCUGCUCCAGGUGGCCCAGCAAAUAGAGCUGGAGUUUUAUCUGGGGAUUUACUCCUCGCAAUUAAUGAUAAGAGUACAGAAAAUAUGGGAAUAUACGAUGCUGCCGAACGCUUGCAGGGGCCUGAAGGAAGUCCAGUGGAGCUGAUUGUACGACGUGGUACAGAGACAAGACACCUGUCGUUAGUGUACGUGCUUCAUUAUGCUAUCGUAAUCAGGUUGGACAAAGGUGUGAUUGUAUACAUUUGUGAUAGCCGAGGUGUUAGAGAUAUAUACGACACAGAUGGCAGCAAUGCAGCAGCAGCUUCUGAACCCCUAGUGGUGCUGGUGAAUAAAGGAACUGCAAGUGCAAGUGAAAUAUUAGCUGGUGCUCUAAAGGACAACAAGCGUGCUGUCGUAUUGGGAGAACCUACAUAUGGAAAAGGCAAAAUUCAAUCGGUUUUUGAGCUGUCUGAUGGCUCUGGUUUGGCUGUAACCGUUGCUCGUUACGAAACACCUGCCCACACUGAUAUUGACAAGGUUGGCGUAAUCCCAGAUCAUCCCCUUCCGAUUUCGUUUCCGAAAGACGAAGAUAGUUUCUGUGGCUGUCUUCAAGAUCCGGCUUCUGCAUGCUAUCUCAACAGAGUUGCCCUAUUCUCCAGAUGAACAUAUAUAUCAUCAUUAUUUAGACAUUCUUACUAGAUGAGUUGGCCGGUCGGGGUUUAAAUUGGGGUAAGGAACCGAGUUACCGAUUUUUCAGAAAAGAUGGUCAGAAUUCAGAAGUUACAUUCUGUUUGCAUUCUUCUUAAACUACAAUCUUUAUAUGGGAAGAAUAUUCGAUCAACCUUUACCAAGAAAUAGUUCAAAGAUGUUUGAGUUGUUAGCA
This is a messenger RNA of Erythranthe guttata (spotted monkey flower), 1641 nucleotides long. The record is from RefSeq and is a predicted model, not a curated record. Lineage: Eukaryota; Viridiplantae; Streptophyta; Magnoliopsida; Lamiales; Phrymaceae.